AUGGCAUCUACGACCUUGGGAAAGAGGACACGAAGCUCCAGAGAAGUCGCUGCAGAACCCAUCCCCGGUCCCGCCUUCUCGGCCAAGCGAACACGACGGACGCCUAGGAAGAUUGUCGAAGAUGAAGAGAAUUCUCCGGCAGUCACGGCCGACGACACUGAGAAUCAGGAAAAUCACCAACCCUGCCGCAAUUCUCAGGACCAAGACAGGUCGAGACGCGCCUCGAUCGCCACCACUGUCAAGAACUUGAGCAUCGCGCCCGUCACCCCCUCAACACCGCGCCACUACGAUGUCUUCGCCAAGGGGACCACGACUCCACGGCAUCGUGUCAUGUCCGUCGGCAAACUCUCAAAGCGGAUGACGCCUCAGACACCCUCCACCCCGACAUCUUUUCAGACAGUCUACCAUCAAGCGAGGCAGCUCUUCUCGCGCAGUGCCGAUCCUGGUCAACUCGUUGGACGCGAUGAGGAGCGCGCACGUUUGAAACAGUUCCUCGAGCGCUGCAAAACCUCACGUCCCAGCGGGUGUCUCUACGUCAGCGGGCCGCCUGGAACGGGCAAGAGCGCAAUGGUGAACCGAAUCACCGAGGAGGCAGUGUCGGAGACAGCCGCCGUCCGCAGGGCCUACAUCAACUGUAUGAGCAUCAAAUCGUCCAAGGACCUCUAUGUCACCUUGUUGGAUCAGCUUGGUGGCGACAGCGACGUGUCCGAGUCUGAUGUCGUUGCGGGUCUGGAAAAACUCUUUCUUCGAAAGAGCAAAGCCCCUGGGGGCUUUCUCGUUGUGCUCGACGAGAUCGACCACAUCCUGACGAUGGACCUCGAGAGUCUAUACCGCAUUUUUGAAUGGUCAUUGCAGCAGGCUUCACGACUUACCCUCGUGGGAAUUGCCAACGCCUUGGAUCUCACCGACCGGUUCCUUCCGAGGUUGAAGUCGCGGAACCUCAAGCCGGAGCUUCUACCAUUUCUACCCUACACAGCACCGCAAAUUAAGACAAUCCUUACCUCCCGGCUAAAGACCCUCCUACCCGAAGGUUCCGCAACCCCCGAUUUCAUUCCCUUUUUCCAUGCUGCUGCUAUCGAGCUCUGUGCGAGAAAGGUCUCCAGCCAAAGCGGUGACCUACGCCGAGCCUUCGAGGUCUGCCGGCGAGCAAUCGACGUGGUCGAGAGCGAAACACGGAUGAAGCACGAAACCGAAAUCAAGGAACAGCUCCUGCAGAUGAGCCCCUCUCGCAAACCCCUCGGCGAGAACCGGAAUCCCGCCGCCUCGUCCCCGCCUCGCGCUUCUUGCGCCCCGCAAGCCCUCCCAACAUCAACCGCCCUAACGAAAUCUCUGCAAGCCCUCACCCCUUUGACCGCGCCGCGGGUGACCAUCGGCCACCUGAACAAAGUCACAGCAGCCGCAUUCAGUAACGGCGCCACUCAACGGCUCAAGACGCUCAACCUGCAGCAGAAAGCCGCCCUGUGCUCGCUGGUGGCCAUCGAAAAGCGGAACCGCGCCGCUGCCUACGGCUCCUCAUCAGCCCUUACCCCUCCCACCUCCUCGAUUUCUACUCCGACGACCCCGUCCAAGCCGCCGCAUGUUUCGGCGCCGACCGUCAAAGCCCUCUUCGAAGCCUACUGUCGCUCGUGCACGCAGGACUCGCUCCUCCACCCGCUCUCCAGCUCCGAGUUCCGCGAGGUGGUGGGAAGUCUCGAGACACUCUCCCUCAUCGCCCCUGUCGACGGCAAGACGAGCUCAUUUGCCGCGCUGGGAAGCUUCACCCCUGGUAGUGGUGGUGGCAGCGGCGGUGGGACCGGACGGAGGGCCAGGAGGAAGAAGGAUGUGUUCUUUGGUGGUGACGGUGGAAUGCCUGGGAGCGGGCAGCUGGCGGACGAGAGGAGGGUGGCUAGCUGCGUGGGCGAGAAGGAGAUGGAGGCUGCUAUCGACGGCUUGGGCGCGGGGAUUCUGAGGAGUAUACUCUCCGGAGACGCAUUGGAUUGA
Canariomyces notabilis is the source of this 1980-nucleotide messenger RNA. RefSeq names its product cell division control protein Cdc6. The transcript is spliced from 3 exons. The record is from RefSeq and is a predicted model, not a curated record. Gene Ontology annotation, molecular function: DNA replication origin binding; ATP hydrolysis activity. NCBI's taxonomy places the organism in Eukaryota, Fungi, Ascomycota, Sordariomycetes, Sordariales, Chaetomiaceae. Gene Ontology annotation, biological process: mitotic DNA replication checkpoint signaling; DNA replication initiation; cell division. Bases 1 to 1980 code for a protein of 659 amino acids. Gene Ontology annotation, cellular component: nucleus.